Molecule: messenger RNA, 2316 nt
Organism: Procambarus clarkii (red swamp crayfish)
Lineage: Eukaryota; Metazoa; Arthropoda; Malacostraca; Decapoda; Cambaridae
Source: RefSeq, a predicted model, not a curated record
AACUCGUGGCCUGCUGACGCUCGGUCUCGGCUCGGGCUUGGACAGACCAUCCUUACUUAAUUUUACAUUUAUAUGUUCCACUGAACAAUUUGUGCUAAGUACAAUAUAUUCUGACUAUGCUUUUCGAUCACUACUUAAGAUAUUCUGGUUUCUCGUUUUGGAUUUGUGGCAAUAAAAGGAAUGAUAAAGUAGGGGAAGGGAGCAACGACGACUUGGCAAGGCGUCUCAUAGUUUGUUUUGGUUUGUGGAGCGACGCCGCAGCGUCUGGUCCGCGGGUCUUCUGUAUAUAUCAACAAAAUUUUCGAACAUCCAUCCACCAUGUCUACUACAACUGCAGGCUUGAAAAACUGUUGCCAGCGGUUCUGUCCUUCCUGCAAUGAUGUCAUCAGUAUUCGCCGACAUGUCUGCAACUGUGGUUACAGCUUUAUUGAUGCCAAACUUAAAGCUGAGCAGGAAAAAGUGGCUCGUCAAGAAAAGAUGGGAUUCUCACACAAUACUGGACAGGAACAGUUUGUCCCAACAAGAAAUCUAACAAAAAGAAAGAGGCUAGGGAAAAAAAACCUUGAGUUAAAAUACAGAAAGACAAUGCAGGAGAUGGAAGAGGAGAUAGCAAAGCUCCAGGCUGCGUAUGAUGCCCGCAACAAGGACAAAAAGCCUCAGACAGAGAUAUUGCAGUAUUCUGGCAGUUCAUGUGGUCGGAAGAGCAGAGCUUUAGGUACACCAUCAAAUCCUUUCCCUGUCAAUCAUAAAGUUGUCGAAUCUGCGGAGCCUGCUGUAGAAGUUGUACCUGAACCUAUUGAUGGCCAGAGGAAACGUUUCCAGCGGCGCUGUCCCUCCUGCCGUGAUAUUAUCAAUGUUCGUCGACAUGUCUGCAAUUGUGGCUACAGCUUUAUUGAUGCCAGACGUAAAGCUGAGAAGGAAAAAGAGGCUCAUCACGAAGAGAUUGGGAAAAGAGCUACUAACUAUAAAACUCUUUCCAGGUCACUUACUGCUAUUAAGAAACAUACUGCCAAACUUAGAGGUGGUGGCUACCAGAUCGCUGUCGUCUACUUCAAAGUCCGCAGCCAAAGAACAAUCAAGAGCAUUUUACCAGGAAGUGGCCUCUCAAAAGAGGGUGAACAAAAUCUUAUCAAAUAUUUUUACCUUUCACACACUCAGAACAAGGAAGUGAAUGCCAUGAGUGCUCAACAGAAUGAUGUUAAUGAAGAUGAUAGUGCAGCAAGUGCUGAAGAAAAUCUGGUGGUCAACUGUCCGAAACAGGAGGAAGAAGACAAUAGUUUAAAAAUGAACAAGAAGAAAGUAAAGAGAAAAUGUUCCAGAAGGUCAAAUGAUGCCAUUAGCCAUCCAGUUGCUGCCAGUUGUAUUCCAGACCAGACGUUUCCAAAAUAUGACGUUAACAACCUUCCGACUCCAGGGUCAUUAGACCUGGAAAAUUUUGCAUCUAGCAGUUCAAAGUUGGAUCAAGCCGUCAAUUGUAUCCUGGACCAGACUUUACUCAAAGUGAUAGGAACUGCCUUCCCAAUCCAAGACCAUUAAAAGUCUUGGAAAAAUGUUACAGCAAUCAGUACCAAGCUUACUCAAAAAAAUCUUGUGCAGCUAGUCACAGAGGCAGAAGAUGAAUCUUUCGCCAAAAGAUAAGGCAUGCCGCUCCAGAAGAAGAAAUAGUAACAAAAUACGGUGGUAUCUGUGUGUGUGUGUGUGUGUAUAUAUAUAUAUAUAUAUAUAUAUAUAUAUAUAUAUAUAUAUAUAUAUAUAUAUAUAUAUAUAUAUAUAUAUAUAUAUAUAUAUAUAUAUAAAUAUAUAUAUAUAUAUAUUAUAUAUAUACACACACAUACAUACUCGGAAUAUAUAUAUAUGACCACUAUUUCUUCAAGAGUCAAGGGGUAAUUAAGCAAUCAUGUUAUUUUUGCCAGACUCGGCAGCGGGGUACAGUGGUGUAAGACCUUAGCACCACAAGAGGGUAAAUGCAGUUUUUGAGGAAGUUGCUGAGGCACUUCUGAUGGGAGAUCACAAGUUUGUCAACUGCCCGUCUGGACUGAUCCUAGACAUAAUUUAACCACUCAUUUUUAAGCAUCCCUUUGUGCCAUGAAGGACAGUGAAAUCAGACCUAUUGCUGUAGGUAACGCAUUUUACCACCUUGUUGCCAGAGCAACCAUCAGAAGCACCAGUAUGGAAGCCACUAAGGUGCUUCAACCAUAUGAACUAGGUUUUGGUGUUCCCCAUGGCAGUGAAGCAGUAGUUCAAAGCCUAAUAUAAAUCUCCUCCCUGAACAUAAAGCAGUAAUUAAUCACCAUUUAAAAAAUGUUUUUAACCUGG